Molecule: messenger RNA, 1623 nt
Organism: Lucilia cuprina (Australian sheep blowfly)
Lineage: Eukaryota; Metazoa; Arthropoda; Insecta; Diptera; Calliphoridae
Gene: kraken
Product: probable serine hydrolase
Exons: 3
Coding region: 252-1253 (333 amino acids)
Source: RefSeq, a predicted model, not a curated record
UUCAUUCAAUUUCGCAACUACAAAAAUAGUAUCGUGUGGUUCGAUAUUUGCGUUAGCUUUUGGAUGAAACCACACACUCGCCCAUCCAUCAUAACUAUUGUCUGAUAAAUUGACGGUUUAUUUUCUUGCUGUUGUGUGUAAUUUAUUGAUUAGCAGCUCUACUGUGAAGUGACAAAAACAAAAAGCCUAUUGUAAAAAUUAAACAUUUUAUUAGAAAAUUGUAAAAAGAGAAAUAAAAAAUUUGUAACAACAUGGAUGAAGCGAGUACGGCUAAUUCUCAUACAAGUAGCCUUAAUGCUGUUACCAUGAAUGGAUCUUCCGGUAGUCAAAUAACCAAUGGUACUGUACGUAAUAGAGAUUCUUGGGAAGAAGUCACAAUUGAGGUGCCCUGGGGUACAGUACAAGGAAAAUGGUGGGGAAGUCGUAAUAAACAACCAAUACUAGCAUUGCACGGAUGGCAAGAUAAUUGUGGUAGCUUUGAUAGAUUAUGUCCACUUAUGCCACCAGAGAUACCCGUCCUUUGCAUUGAUCUACCAGGUCAUGGAAAAUCUUCACAUUACCCCAAAGGCAUGCAAUAUUUCAUAUUUUGGGAUGGUAUAUGUCUGAUUCGUCGCAUUGUACGCAAAUACGGUUGGAAACGUGUCACUCUAAUGGGCCAUUCAUUGGGUGGUGCUCUAACUUUUAUGUAUGCCGCUAGUUUCCCCACAGAGGUGGAAAAAUUAAUAAAUAUUGACAUUGCUGGGCCCACAGUGCGCAGUAUUGAACGUAAUGCCGACAUAACGGGAUGGGCAUUAGAUAAAUUUUUAGACUAUGAAACAUUACCUGAAACCAAAGUACCUUGUUAUACAUACGACGAAAUGGUAAAACUGGUUUUAGAUGCUUAUGACGGCUCCGUUGAUGAGUAUUCGGUAAAGAUAUUAAUGGAACGUGGCAUGGAAACGGCACCACAACAUUUGCACAAAAACGGUUAUCACUUUUCCAGAGAUUUGCGUUUAAAAAUCUCUCUACUUGGUAUGUUUACAGCUGAACAAGUAUUAGCCUAUGCCAAACGUAUACGCUGUAAAGUUUUAAAUAUUCGCGGUAAUCCGGGCAUGAAAUUUGAAAAUCCUCAAGUCUACGAACAAGUUAUUGAAACUCUAAAAGAAAAAGCUGAACUUGUGAUAUACAAAGAAGUACCUGGCACACAUCACUUGCAUCUUUGCACACCGGAACGUGUGGCUCCGCUUAUAAAUGAGUUUUUAUUAGAAGCGUAAUGGAAAGAAAUACAAACAAAAGCUGCAUAAUUAUUUAAGUAGGGUAAUUAUUUAAUUUAAAUUUAUAGAAAACGAAAGAAAUAAGCUUUUGCUAUUUUGUGAAUACACUUAAAACAUUUUAGUGAUAUAGAUACAUAUACAUACUAACAUACAAACAUAUUUUUGAAUCACUUUUACUUACAAUUCUAAAUUGUUAAUUUUAGCAAAAUUAUUGUAAUAAAUAUCUUCUGUUUAAAGACACAACUAUUUAUUUUUUAAAAUAACUUACGUUUUAAGAAUGAAAUUUACUAAAAAAAUAACAUUGUAAACAUAUAGCACUUUUUCCAUUUCAAUUAAAAAAAAUAGUGAAGCUCUUUCACAAAUAACUAAA